Caenorhabditis briggsae is the source of this 507-nucleotide messenger RNA. The transcript has 2 exons. The coding region runs from base 1 to 507 and encodes 168 amino acids. The record is from RefSeq and is a predicted model, not a curated record. Lineage: Eukaryota; Metazoa; Nematoda; Chromadorea; Rhabditida; Rhabditidae.
AUGUCUGGAGAUAACCAGGGGGAGAAUCAACAAGAGAUGGGAGGUGACGAUGGAGAACAACCAAUGGAGGUAGAUGAAGUGCCUUCGAUUCCCGAGCAAGAAUUCGGGCAAAACAUGGAACACAUAGAGAUGCUUCGCAGGUUGCCAGUUCGACCUGAGCCACCAGUUUUCCCAGGUGGCUUCGUCAACUAUAAUCCGAUUCCACCAUUCAUGGAGAACGAUCCUGUACUGUAUGGAGAGAUUCGAGGACACCUUAAUGCACUGAACGCACGAGAAGGACCCAUGCACAACUUUCUGUUUGACCCACCACCGCCCAAUGAGCUCAUUCAUCCCGAACAUUGGGUACCAAUGGAACAAAUUCAAAUGGAUCAAGGCGGCUUUGUUUUCGGACAUGCCAGCGACACUGAUUCGUCGGGUAUCGGAACGGAUGAGGAGGCUGAAGCGUCUGAUAAUGACGAUCAGGAUGGAGAUCUGUUUCGCAACAACAGACUCCGUCGAAGACAUUGA